CCCCCCUCCUGCUGCUGCUCCCCGCCCGCUCCUACAACCAGCCAUGCGGUUUCCAGACCGCUGGCCAGAGGCCGCGAGGCGUCUCCGCGCACGAGGGCGCGCGGCGGCGGCGGUGUGCCAUGGCCUCGCCGAGAACGGCCGAGGAGAUCGACCAGCUGCUCGACGAGGCUGGCACCAUCAUAGGGAACAUCGAGCGUGAUGCGGCAAGAAAGGUGAAGGCGCAGGCGCACGAGGCGGACAUGUUGCGGUGCAUCGAGCAGCUGCGGGACUCCAUGAGCGCGGCGAUGGGGCCCUCCGAGCGCGGCCUGCUCUGCCAGCUCUUCGGGGGGGACUGCACGCGCAUCGCCAGGAUACGAGAGACGCUGGCGGCGGCGAAGUUCUCCACGGAGGCCAACCGCGCGGACCCGCGGACCGUGUCGUGCACGGAGCACUGCAGCAUUGUCGAGGGCGUGCUCCGGGACCUGGGCCACGCGGCGGCCCUCAGCAAGGCCCAGGCCGCCAUCGCGAAGCAGAUGCUCGCGGAGCGGCAGGCACGCCUGGCCAAGGCGUGGGCCGCGGCGGACUCGGCGGCCGAGGCGGAGGCGCAGCGCGCGGGAGAGCAGCAGCGGCGCGAGGCGGCGCUCGUGGCAGGGGCCGUGCGAGGGGCGGCGCUCGGAUCGCUGCCCGUAGCGGCCGCUCGGCCGCCGCCCAGGGGGGCCGCCGAGGCCGCCGCCGAGGAGCCCUCGGCUGCGGCGGCCGCCGAG
Prorocentrum cordatum is the source of this 743-nucleotide messenger RNA. The record is from the annotation of a GenBank genome assembly. NCBI's taxonomy places the organism in Eukaryota, Dinophyceae, Prorocentrales, Prorocentraceae.